GCAUAUGUGAGUGGCGAGGUGUAAUCAAUAAACCAUCUGCCGUUCAGCACACCGAGUUCGAUGUGACGUUAAGUCCGGCACAUUCCAUAUUGGAUGCCCUCCGGGUAAUUCAGAAGACGUAUGUUUGUCAACAGACAUAAGUACUUGAAUUGACAGGAACCGCCAGAUAUUUUUGUAGAAAACAUCGUCAAUAGCUUCAUCUUCAUCUUAGUCUACCUACCUUAGGUACCUAAGUAGCCACCUAAUUGCUGGGACUAGCUCAACCAUGGCUAUCCCCUCAACUGAGCAGCUGGCAAACGGCCAGGGAACUAAAAAGCUACACUUCGUAAUAGUUGGGGGGUCGCUAGGUGGUCUUGCGACGGGCCUGGCCUUAAAAGCGCUCGGCCACGACACCACGAUCCUAGAGCGCAAUCCCGCUCCGAUGCUUCAGGACCAAGGGGCAGGAAUAGUAGCCGGUGGAGACACCCUCGAGCUUUUUAACCGAUACAACCGAUGCGACCGACCAUUUUCGGUUCGCUCGGAUAGGAGACAGUAUCUCGAUAGAGACGGUGUUGUAGUGCACAAGGUCGAGACGGUGCAGUAUAUGACCUCCUGGGACCUGGCGUACUACCUCAUGCGUGCGAACUACGACGGCAUCGAAAGCCCGUACUGCAAAGUUCCGGAGCCAGCGCCGGGUCACGGGAAAGCGACGCAUCUGCACGACCGGCAGGUGGUAAGCUUCAACAGGGAAGGGGACGGCAUCCGGGUAUACUGGAAGUCGAGCAAAGGGGAGGAGGGGAGCAUAUUCGGCGACAUUCUCGUCGGCGCCGACGGGCCCAGCUCGACGGUGCGCAAGAUCCUCGAGCCGGACGUCGAGAGGAAAUACGCCGGCUACUGCGCCCUCCGCGGGACGGUGCUCGAGACCGAGGCCAGCGAGUCCGCGAGGGAAGCCUUCACCCACCGAUUCACAUUUUUCCACUCCCCCGGCAUUCAGAUCCUCGCGUACCUGAUUCCGGGGAAAGACGGGACGAUAGAGCCGGGCCAACGGCUCAUCAACUUCGUGUACUACACCAACUUCCCCGAAGACUCGGCCGAGCUGGAGGAGAUCAUGACGGAUAAAGACGGGAGACGUCGGCAGAUCACCGUCCCGCCGGGCGCGAUGAACCCGGACGCGUGGGAAAAGCAGCGGCAGCUGACGCGCGAGAGGCUCCCGCCGCAAUUCGCGGAGAUAGUCUGCGGGACGCAGAAGCCGUUCGUGCAAGCGGUGACGGACGUGCUGACGCCGCAGAACGAGUACCUGGACGGGAAAGUGGUGCUCAUCGGGGACGCGCUCGCCGGGUUCCGACCGCACACCGUCGCGUCGACGUCGCAGGCCGCUUUCGACGCCAUGAUCUACGCGGACUACGUCGCCGGCAAGGUAUCGAGGGAGGAGUGGAAGAGGGAGACGAUAGGUUUUGCGAGGUACAUACAGAAGAGGGGCGUGGAUAUGGGUAUUCGAAGCCAGUAUCAGGACCUUCCGCUCAACGAGCACAUCGACGACCGCAAUAGAGCGUCGGUGCCGCGGGAACAGGAAGUUUUUCCUGAGUGGGCGACCGUGAUAUAGGCUUUCUAUUACUCUUACAUGGCUACGUUCGCAUUUCAAACCUGUAACAGGUAGUACUCAUGCUGUCUCUAUAGCAGAAUCCGAAUUUUCUCUUUGUAGUU
Molecule: messenger RNA, 1683 nt
Organism: Daldinia caldariorum
Lineage: Eukaryota; Fungi; Ascomycota; Sordariomycetes; Xylariales; Hypoxylaceae
Product: FAD/NAD(P)-binding domain-containing protein
Exons: 2
Coding region: 266-1582 (438 amino acids)
Molecular function (GO): FAD binding
Source: RefSeq, a predicted model, not a curated record